Molecule: messenger RNA, 804 nt
Organism: Priapulus caudatus
Lineage: Eukaryota; Metazoa; Priapulida; Priapulimorpha; Priapulimorphida; Priapulidae
Product: chitin synthase 6-like
Exons: 6
Coding region: 274-804 (176 amino acids)
Cellular component (GO): cell septum; cell periphery
Molecular function (GO): chitin synthase activity
Source: RefSeq, a predicted model, not a curated record
UGCGUUGUGACGAUUUACGCUCAUAUUGUAUUUGACGAUGCCUUGGUGCCUGCGAAAUGCGUUCCGGGACAUUCUACGAUUAAUAGCUAUGCUCAGAGUCUACUCAACGUGCUCAACCGGCUAGUGAAGUCACCCAAUCACAGAUACACGAACAGUGGAGCGGAGACGGCGUAUGGUCAUUGCAUCGUAUGCGCUCUACCAAACGGCAGCACCUUGUAUCUGCAUCUCAAAGACAAAACUAAAGUUCGUAAUAAGAAACGAUGGAGUCAGGUCAUGUACAUGCGCUACAUAAUAUCCUCACUGCAUCCUUCUGACAUGUACAACGCGUACAUUCUGGCCGUCGACGGCGAUGUCAGCUUCCUGCCGGCUGACGUCAUUCGCUUGGCUCAGGCACUUCAGACGAAACGCGAAGUAGGCGCCAUCUGUGGCCGCAUAUAUCCAACCGGCAGCGGUUUAGUGCUGUGGUUCCAAGCGGUUGAGUAUGCGAUUUCACACUGGCUCUACAAGUCCACAGAAGCGCUAGUCGGCAACGUUCUAUGUUGCCCUGGAUGUUUCACCAUGUACCGCGCCAGUGCCCUGAAUUCUAACGACCUCCUGACUUCCUACGCUAGCAACACUAAGAACGCCAUCGACCACUUGAUGCAAGAUCAAGGAGAGGACCGAUGGCUGACUACAUUGGUACUAAAAAGCGGUUAUCAGACAAGUUAUGCGCAGAUGCACGGGCUAAUACCAUGCGCCCGAUUCCCUAGCCCGAGUUAUAAGUCGUCAAACAGUCGGAGAUGGUACCCUCUCGACAAUGUGUAA